CUUGUCAUCUAUCUUUGACUUUUCUUAUACCAAAUUAAUAUAAAUUAAACUUGUGCUAUGAACUAAUAAAAAUAUAGAACAACCAACUUGUAGUGAGAUUUAGAGAGAGAAAAUUAUGGAAAUGGAUAAGAGACUGUAUGAAGCUUCUCUUGAAGGAAAUGUAUCAAUUUUGAAAGCAUUAAUCCAAGAAGAUCCCUUAAUUCUUGAUAGAAUUUCCCCAACUUUCUUUCAAGACACCCCUUUACACAUUGCAACCUUACGCGGGCACUUCGAGUUUGCACGGGCCGUGCUCGGUCACAACCACCGCCUCGCCACCGAGGCUGACUCGCUCGGCCACUUGCCCCUCCAUGUCGCUUCCGCUAAGGGACACGUGGAGAUUGUCCGUGAGCUUUUACGUGUGGGUCCGGCGGGUUCCUGCCUGGCUCGUAGCAAGGAUGGGAAGUUGCCCCUUCAUUUGGCGAUCAUGAAGGGUGUCCGAGUUGAGGUGUUGACCGAGUUGGCCCGGGCGAGUCCUGAGUCAACUCGGUUAAGGGUGGAUAAGGGGGAUUAUGUGUUGCACUUGUGUGUUAAGUAUGAUAACUUGGAUGCUUUCCAACUGUUGGUGGAUUUGUUAAAGAAGGAAAGUGAUGAUAACAACUUGUUAAUAAAUGCAAGAAAUGAUGAUGGCAAUACUAUCUUGCAUUUGGCUGCUCUACACAAAAAUUUAGAGAUUACAAAAUACUUGGUAGCAACACCAGGCAUUGAACUAAAUGCAGUGAACAACAAUGGUCUUACAGCCCUAGACUUACUCGAAAAUUCGCCAAAAGACGUUAAAGGACUCGAACUACUCAACUUCUUUCUCCUUCAACCCAACUUACAACAACCAUCAACCAAUACCAACAACCAUUCUUCAAUCCCACCAUCAAAAUUAACUAUCCAACAACACAAACCAACAACAACAACAACAACAACAACAAGGCGUAAGAAGUCGCCAUGGAAGCGCUUUUUCACCUUCAAUGAUAACAACACUAAGCAUUUGGAAGACAUGAAAGGUGCAAUAUUAUUAACCGCAGCAAUAAUAGUCACAAUCAAUGCAUUACCCAUCAUCUACUUGAACGUAAACGGGCCGGAUAUACCCGACCAAUUCUCAAUAAACUCGGGUUCAUUUGUACCCGCUGUUAUGAUUAUAGUGUUGUUGGUAAGUGGUAUACCUUUAAACAACAAGUUUUGUGCUUGGUUGGUUAUACAGUUGAUGUAUAGUGCAAUCGGGUUUAUGGGUUUGAAUUACAUUGGACAAAUGAUAUCAACAGAAAGUCGAUACUCGAAACUGGAUAUAGCUCUUAUUCUAACGUAUAUUUGGUUCUUGUUGUUGAUAAUAGUCAGUGCACUGAAUAUUAUCCGGUUGGUUGUGUAUGGUGUAACGAGCAUCAAACGGUUUGUGAAGAGAAGGAAGUUGCGUGGUAGAAGAGAGAACAAUGAUUUUUCAAUUGCUUGAAUAUGUACAAUAAUGGUGUUAUUGUACAUUUGUACUAGUACUGGCUUAUUUGAGUUUUGUUUGUUUGUAAAUCUGCUCAAGUUUUCUCUGUUUUCUGAAUUGAUAGACCUGCAUGUGUUGCUUAAUGUUUGUAUGUAAUUUGAUUAAUUAAGUUGUUAAUAUGUACUCAGUGUUCAUCUUCUGUAUUAAUGCACUUAUCAUGAUUUGUGUGUC
Molecule: messenger RNA, 1687 nt
Organism: Spinacia oleracea (spinach)
Lineage: Eukaryota; Viridiplantae; Streptophyta; Magnoliopsida; Caryophyllales; Amaranthaceae
Product: ankyrin repeat-containing protein At5g02620
Exons: 2
Coding region: 116-1474 (452 amino acids)
Molecular function (GO): protein binding
Source: RefSeq, a predicted model, not a curated record